Molecule: messenger RNA, 956 nt
Organism: Gallus gallus (chicken)
Lineage: Eukaryota; Metazoa; Chordata; Aves; Galliformes; Phasianidae
Gene: BLB2
Product: Major histocompatibility complex class II beta chain BLB2, (similar to HLA class II, D beta chain)
Exons: 6
Coding region: 21-812 (263 amino acids)
Biological process (GO): positive regulation of T cell activation; immunoglobulin production involved in immunoglobulin-mediated immune response; peptide antigen assembly with MHC class II protein complex
Cellular component (GO): MHC class II protein complex; membrane
Molecular function (GO): MHC class II protein complex binding
Source: RefSeq, marked validated
AUCGUCCGGCGGCAGCAGCCAUGGGGAGCGGGAGCGUCCCGGCGGCGGGGGCCGUGCUGGUGGCACUGCUGGCGCUGGGAGCCCGGCCGGCCGCCGGCACGCGGCCCUCGGCGUUCUUCUUCUACGGUAAGAUAGGUGAGUGCCACUACCUGAACGGCACCGAGCGGGUGAGGUUUCUGGACAGGCAAAUCUACAACCGGCAGCAGUUCGCGCACUUCGACAGCGACGUGGGGAAAUUUGUGGCCGAUACACCGCUGGGUGAGCGUCAAGCUGAAUACUGGAACAGCAACGCCGAGCUUCUGGAGAACCUAAUGAAUGAAGUGGACAGGGUCUGCCGGCACAACUACGGGAUUCUGGAGUCCUUCACGGUGCAGAGGAGCGUGGAGCCCAAGGUGAGGGUCUCGGCGCUGCAGUCGGGCUCCCUGCCCGAAACCGACCGUCUGGCGUGCUACGUGACGGGCUUCUACCCGCCGGAGAUCGAGGUGAAGUGGUUCCUGAACGGGCGGGAGGAGACGGAGCGCGUGGUGUCCACGGACGUGAUGCAGAACGGGGACUGGACGUACCAGGUGCUGGUGGUGCUGGAGACCGUCCCGCGGCGCGGGGACAGCUACGUGUGCCGGGUGGAGCACGCCAGCCUGCGGCAGCCCAUCAGCCAGGCGUGGGAGCCGCCGGCGGACGCGGGCAGGAGCAAGCUGCUGACGGGCGUGGGGGGCUUCGUGCUGGGGCUCGUCUUCCUGGCGCUGGGGCUCUUCGUGUUCCUGCGCGGUCAGAAAGGGCGCCCCGUCGCCGCCGCUCCAGGGAUGCUGAAUUAGCUGCUGCCCCGCCGAGCCGCUGCACCCGCACCCCCCGCUCUCCCGGCCGUCGCCUCGGCUCUCCCUCGGGCUGCCACCGCGUCCGUUGGAGAUGUCGCCACGAUGCACGCUUCGUCCCCAUCCUAAUAAACGCGCUGACUUUGA